AUUUGUGCUAACAAAAAAAAUAAAAUAGUGUCGGCAAGGUUUCAGUUUCAAGAAUGAUAGAGAGACGAGAAAGAAAGUGACAAUUUAAUGGAAAAAAGUUUAAAUCUUUUUGGCGUUAAACAUCAUAAAAAUCAAUACUAUCGGUUACUAGUAAUAGUGCAUUAAAUGGGGAACCGUUUCUCUCACAGCAAACAUCAUCAUCAUAAUCAACAAGGUCCCCCAUUUUCCUUACCUACACAACAAACCCACAAUACCCAGAUGGGGUUGGCUUUGCCUUAUGCUCAUGUUGAUUCCAAUUUGCGUGGUCUUGCUGGUCAAGCAGAGGGUUUUGGUGCUUCUUCCAUUGGUGGUCGUGAUGGUCAUGUUUAUCAAGUUGUUAAUCUUAAUGCUUCUUCUAUGCUUUUGCUCUUGGCUUUCUUAUCUUUCAUGUUUUCCGUUCCACAUCUUCCCUUGAGCCGAGGGUCUAUUGGAAACAACCUCUCUACCUCCCAAGAUGAUGGGCCAGGAUCACUUAGAGAUGGAUGUCGUAAAAAAGAACCUUUGUGGAUUGUCUUUGAAGUUUCAGGGACCAUUGAGCUCCGUUCUCAUUUGAGUGUGUCCUCUUUCAAAACUAUUGACGGGCGAGGCCAAAAAAUCAAACUCACAGGGAAAGGUUUGAGGUUGAAAGAAUGUGAACAUGUUAUCAUCUGCAAUCUAGAGUUUGAGGGAGGUAGAGGACCUGAUGUUGAUGGCAUUCAGAUUAAACCAAAGUCAAGGCAUAUUUGGAUAGAUCGUUGUAGCCUUAGCGAUUAUGACGAUGGUUUAAUUGACAUCACAAAAGAGAGCACAGAUAUUACUGUUUCUAGGUGUCACUUUUCAAAGCAUAAUAAAACAAUGCUUAUUGGAGGAGAUUCUUCUAAUUGUGGUGACAGAUGUAUGAGGGUCACCAUUCACCAUUGUUUUUUUGACGGAACUAGACAGCGGCAUCCUCGUGUUAGAUUUGCCAAAGUACAUUUGUACAAUAAUUACACCAGGAACUGGGGAAUUUAUGCUGUUUGCGCAAGUGUAGAAUCACAGAUAUAUUCACAAUGCAACAUAUAUGAAGCUGGACAAAAAAAGGUGGCCUUUAAAUAUCUAACAGAGAAGGCAGCUGACAAGGAGGAAGCAUGUACUGGUAGCAUUAAAUCUGAAGAUGACUUGUUUGUUUGUGGAACUCAGGCUGGUUUAUUGUCUACUUACAGCGAAAAUAACGUCUUCAAUCCAUCCGAGUUCUACCAAACCUGGACUGUUGAACGUCCCAGCGAUGAUCUCAAACACUACCUUCAACAUUGUACAGGAUGGCAGUGUAUUCCGCGGCCAAAUUGAUCAACCUUUCUCCAGCUGUUUAGGAUAACGUAAAUGAAUAGAGACUAUUACUACAAGUCUACAACCUCAUUUAUCGUCGAUUUGUUGUUACUAUCAUCUCCUGUCUUGCUUUGUAGUCUAUUAUUGUUGUCAUUAUAUCUAUGUAUUAUAUAUGUUAACAUAAACUUCAACCAGUGAAGUAAGAAAUUCCUACAAUUUCUCAUGCU
Solanum tuberosum (potato) is the source of this 1550-nucleotide messenger RNA. Its product is annotated as probable pectate lyase 4. NCBI's taxonomy places the organism in Eukaryota, Viridiplantae, Streptophyta, Magnoliopsida, Solanales, Solanaceae. The record is from RefSeq and is a predicted model, not a curated record. The transcript is spliced from 6 exons. Gene Ontology annotation, molecular function: pectate lyase activity. The coding region runs from base 166 to 1344 and encodes 392 amino acids.